AGGCGCCGGCCUGCCAGGGAGCCUGACUGCGGGCACAAAUCUCUCGGCGAGAACUAAAUACGUUAAACCAUUCUCGCCCUCCCCGCUCCAUGUUGAGGGCGGCGCCGGGCAGAGCGGCGUCCCAAAGCUCAGGAAAGACCUGGGCACCUUUCGAGCGGAGCGCCCGAGGCGGGAGAGAAGGACGCGGCGGGUGGCUCCUCCCGCGCCCGCCGCCAUUUUGAGCCGUUGCGGUCGCCUGGCCGGGGGGGAACCGCGCCGCCUUUAGUCCCUUUUCCCUCGCCUUAGUUUGGGGCAGCUGGUUGCUAGGCCUGCAUGCCCUCCCCAGCAGCCCUGUUCCGCCUCGGAGGAAAGCCGGCAGGCGCCCCUGCUGCUUCUUCCCCCCUUCUCCGCCUCCCAGUGACUUCUAGAAGCAUCCCAUUGCUCACUGGUGUAUUGAAAUAAUUGUUCCAGCUGUGAAAUUGUUGUCAGGAUGUUCAAAAAUGAAUAUCAGGGUGGCCCAUUUGUUGAAAUCUUCAGUGCUCAAGGCAAGAACCCUGGAAUGAAAUGGAAGGUUUCUGGCAGUCCUUCAGUAAUUGGGAAGGAGUUCGAUAAGCAAGUGAAAGGCUUUGUCUUUGUUCUUGAAGGAAGCAGUCAAACAAACAAGAUGCAAAUUCCUAAGGAAACCAGGCAAGCUCUUGGACUGAUCCAGCAAUUUCUGGUACUUCAGAUUUAUGUACCAUUGGGACAAGACUUCUCUACUGAAUUGCUGAUAACUGAUUUAGGAAAUAUUAAAAGAAGGUUGUAUUUAUCAACAAUCCACAAGGAGUUGUCCGUAACCCCCCUACAUGCAAAAAUUCCUCUUUUUAUGAUCAAGCGCAAAAUUUGGUGCAACCUGUGCAUUGACUUGGUAGCAUUCACCAGCGAGAUAUUCAAAGGAGCCGUUUUCCAGUCCUUGGAUGGCAUUAUUGUUUCAGCAAACUGUAAACUGCGAAAAAUCUUCACACUGAAGUCAAAGCCCCUGGAUACAGAUGAUGAAGAUGCUGAUGGGCCAACAGAUACGAUUCCUCGAGCCUGUCAGUUAAAUUCAGAUGUGCCGCAAGUCACCCAGCUGCUGAAUAUGAACAAGCUACGCCCAGCAGAACAAAAAUGUGGAGGUCGGCUCUUAACUUCACCGGAAUUAGCAGACCAUCUAUUAAACCGGGGAUUGGCCACGACACGAAACAGUAAAAAUCAAGACGUAUCCCACAUUGCAUUUGGAUCUAAGGUUCUUGGGCCGCCUCCACCUUCAGGCCGAAGAUUCAGCUCAAGGGCAUCUGGGGAGGUAACAAAAUCUGGCAGCAUCAGAACUAACAGAUCAUGUCAAAUGCCAGUUUUGGAAAAGGGAAGAGAACCAAUUCAAGACAUCAUCAGCUCUGAACGAUCUCCCUCGCCCCUUGAUAUGGCUUUAGAUCAAGGAAACAAAGAAAAUGUUGACAACACAAGUCCGAUGUCACUGGACAAGGAUGAGUGGAUAUUCCCUGAUAAAGAAACUUCUCAACUGGAUUCCAGCAAUCUGUCGCCGAAGGAUAGUGAAACAUCUUACAGUUUUUUAAACUUGGCAUUGAGUGAUGUUGAAGCAUGUGAAAACAAGCAAGCAGCCGAAGACCGGCAAGAGGAUGUUUUCACCUAUUCCUCAAAACCUAGAUCAGCACCUCACGGGAAGCCCUUGAACCUGUCAUCAGAAAGCUGCAGAUUUUCUGUGGAUUUAAAAGAAGAGAUCAGUGGGGUUUGGCGAGGAGCUCAGAUGGAAGAUGACUUUUAUGGAAAUGAGAGCAAUGAAGAGGAUGAUAACGACAGUGAAUUUAUACAAGAGGCUCCGACCAGCCCCUCGUUAUUAGGGUCAUCUGAACUUGCAGUUUUCAAAGAGAUCCCACUCCAGAGGACAUGCAGAAGUCCAGAAAACAGCACAAACAAAGAAUAUGCAAAACACACCAGUGAGGAGCUGUCGCCAAUGACAGAAGAUUCAAUUGUGAUGGCAGGAAAGGAAGAUAACAUCCAAAGAAACUUCUUGCCGACUUCCUGCUUGUCCCCAACAGGAAGCAUGCCUGAGCCCAGGAAGGAAGCAUCUUUUGUAUCAAAGGGUACAUCAACCAGCCCAUUAAGAACUUCCAUCAGCAGAAAAUCCCUCAAAGAAAUCCCACAGGAGAAUUCAAAUCUGAUAGUCCAAAUUCCUGAGUAUGACUGGAGAAACUACCAGCCGAGCAACAUGAGUGCUUCUGAACUGCAGAUGUUGGCUAGUAUGAAAAGGCAACAGAACGAAGAGCUGGAAGAUAACGGACCUUCACAUGGGUUGAGUGCAUCUCAGAUAGACAACUGUAAUAUCAGCAUCAGUGCAAGCAGUGAUGACACAACCACCUGGAACUCAUGUCUCCCAGCGCCUGUCAAUCAAGGGUGUCACUAUCAGAAAGAAAUGAACCCUCUUUCCCAUUCCAACCCACGGGAUUGGUUAAAUGCGUUCAGCCCUCCUAUCAUUCCUCCAAGCCAGCAGCUGGCAGAACAUCCUGAAGUGACAGCACACCUGAGCACUCAAGGUGAAGGGGGUGACUUUGAGGCUGAAGAAGACGAAGUUCUCACUCUCUUGUAUGAUCCAUGCCUAAACUGUUACUUUGAUCCUGAAACUGGGAAAUAUUAUGAGUUGGCAUAGCCGGUUGCAAGAGCAAGAAGUGUGGCGCUUGUUUGGCGCUAUCCCAGGACUUGGGUCCUUUGCAAAGUACUGAUGCAGAGCUAAUUCUUUUUCUACUCUGCGGUCCAAAACUUUACAUCAGUCCAUAGUGUGUGUAGACAAACCAAGUCACUUGCGAAUAUGAUACAAUCUUAUUUUUAUAGAUUUGUGCUAUAUUUUAAUAGAAUGCUUAAGCAAGGUUUUCACAUACAUUUGUUCGGCUAGCUGAUGUUACAUAAAAUAUGGAAAGGUUUGUCUGUAUGAACAAAUUACGCUGAAUCAAAUAUAUUUGCCAGGUUCAUCUAUGAAUGAUGGUGUGGUACAAAAAAAAUCACUUGUUCUUUCAUCUCUGUUAAUUUAAGAGAAUGUAAUGCAUCUUUGUACUUCCCAAAAUACAGUGUGAUGUUCAAGAGGAAUUGUACCAUAAAAUGUCUUUUCACUUUU
Podarcis muralis (Common wall lizard) is the source of this 3124-nucleotide messenger RNA. RefSeq names its product CFAP20 domain containing (gene CFAP20DC). The record is from RefSeq and is a predicted model, not a curated record. Lineage: Eukaryota; Metazoa; Chordata; Lepidosauria; Squamata; Lacertidae.